UUCCCAGCUUGUUAUGGAAUUGUCCAGGUUCCCACCGGCCCCUGGUUCUGCCGGAAAUGCGAAUCCCAGGAAAGAGCAGCCAGGGUGAGGUGCGAGCUGUGUCCCCACAAGGACGGAGCCCUGAAACGCACGGACAAUGGCGGCUGGGCCCACGUGGUGUGUGCCCUGUACAUCCCCGAGGUGCAGUUUGCCAACGUGCUCACCAUGGAGCCCAUCGUGCUCCAGUACGUCCCCCACGACCGCUUCAACAAGACCUGCUACAUCUGCGAGGAGCAGGGCCGGGAGAGCAAAGCGGCCUCCGGGGCCUGCAUGGCCUGCAACCGCCACGGCUGCCGCCAGGCCUUCCACGUCACCUGCGCGCAGAUGGCCGGGCUGCUGUGCGAGGAGGAGGUGCUGGAAGUGGACAACGUCAAAUACUGCGGCUACUGCAAAUACCACUUCAACAAGAUGAAGACCUCGCGCCAUUCCGGGAGCAGCUCCUUCAUCCCGGGCCGGCGGAGCCGCUCGGCGUCUCCCACCCAGGAAAAGCACCUGUCCCACCACGAGCGGCCAAAAAAGAGCCGCAAGGACAAGGAGAGGCCAAAGCAGAAGCACAAGAAGCGGCCGGAGUCCCCCAGCAGCCUCCCCCCAGCGCCCCCGGCCGUGGCUGCCGAGAAGGGCUCCGGUGGCCACCACGAGGCUCCCAAGGAGAGCUCGGAGCUGGCCCGGCCCGAAGCCAAGGGCAGGAAAUGCUCCGGCCACGGCAGCAGCCACAAGGGGAAGAAGACGGGAAGCGGGAAAAGCUCUGGAGGCUUCGGAACGGCCGCGCCCGGAGGAACCUUCCAGGCAGCGGGCUCCUCCUGCGGCCUUCCCGCCUCCCAGGACCUGCUGCCCUUCCCCAAACUGGAGCAGGAGGACGAGAAAUUCCGCAAAGCCUCCGGCUCCGCCUCAUCCUCGCGCUGCUCGCCGCUCUCCGAGGCUGCCAAGACCGACGCCUUCGAGCAGAAGGUGAUCUUCUCCGGCUUCGGCUCCGUCAUGCGCUUCUCCACCUCGGCCGCGGCCCCGCCGCGAGCCCGCGACGCUUCCCCCGUGGAUUACAAAGGUUCCGGAGGCUCCGCGGCCGGAUCCGCGGCCGGCCACAAGCGGAUGCCGCCGCUGGGCGCCGAGGAAGGCGAAGGCCUCAAGGAGAAGAAGCACAAGGGCAGCAAGAAGAACAAGCACGGCCCUGGCAGGCCCAAGGCGGGCAAAGGGAAAGAGGUUCUGGGGGCUCAGCUGGCCGGAUCCACCUCCACCUCGUCCUCGCCCUUCUCCGGGGGAUCCCUCGUCAGCUCCAGCGUCGGGAAUUCAUCCCGGAGUUUUGGCCAUCCUGGGAGUCUGCCCAGCCUCAGCGUGGAGUCGCCGCUGCUGGGCUCAGGGAUCUACACGAGCAACAAGGACCCGAUCCCGCUGGGCGCGGCGCUGCGGGCGGCCUGCAGCACCCCGCUGCCCUCGGCGCUGCUCCCGCUGCAGGGCGGCGCCGGCCUGGCCCAGCUGGGCCGAGCGCCCUUCGCCAGCUCCAUCCCCGCCUCCGCCGCCGGCUCCACCACACAGGUGUUUUCCCUGGCCGGUUCCACCUUCAGCCUCCCUUCCUCGCACAUUUUCGGGAGCCCCCUGACGUCGGGGCUGUCCCUGAACCCCCUCCUGAGCCAGCCGGAGAGCAGCCGGGCAGGUACCGUCGCCAGCCUGAGUCCCCUGACGGAGCAGCAGCGGCACGUCCUGCAGCAGCACGAGCAGCAGCUGCAGCAGCUCCAGCAGCUCCUGACUUCCCAGCCGCUUAACCCGGAGCAGCAGGCGCUGGUGUUCCAGAUGAUGCAGCAGAUCCAGCAGAAGCGGGAGCUGCAGCGGCUGCAGAUGUCGGGCUCGUCCCAGCUGUCCCUCCUGGCCGCCACCUCGGCCCCGCUGCACUCCAGCCCCGGCGCGCUGCAGACCCGAGGUUUGCAAAGGUUGAACCGAGGAUGA
This is a messenger RNA of Cyanistes caeruleus (blue tit), 1977 nucleotides long. Lineage: Eukaryota; Metazoa; Chordata; Aves; Passeriformes; Paridae. The record is from RefSeq and is a predicted model, not a curated record.